Messenger RNA from Cyanistes caeruleus (blue tit), 2673 nucleotides. It is a transcript of the gene HDAC8, whose product is annotated as histone deacetylase 8. Gene Ontology annotation, molecular function: histone deacetylase activity. The record is from RefSeq and is a predicted model, not a curated record. Lineage: Eukaryota; Metazoa; Chordata; Aves; Passeriformes; Paridae. Gene Ontology annotation, biological process: heterochromatin formation.
UGCCGAUCCUGGCGCGCCCCGAGCGGCGGCGUUGCGGGUGCUGGUCCCGGCUGUGCCGGCCCCGAUGGCGGCCGUGCCGCCGCCGGUCUACAUAUACAGCCCGGAGUACGUGGCCCUCUGCGACUCCAUCUGCAAAGUGCCCAAGCGGGCCAGCAUGGUGCAUUCACUGAUUGAAGCGUAUUGCUUACUUGACCAGAUGAAGAUAGUCAAGCCACAAGUGGCCUCCAUGGAGGAAAUGGCGAGUUUCCACACAGAUGCUUACCUGCAGCACCUGCAGAAGGUCAGUGAGGAGGGGGAUGAUGACCACCCGGAGUCUGUGGAAUAUGGACUGGGUUACGACUGUCCAGCCACUGAAGGGAUCUUUGAGUAUGCAGCAGCUGUGGGAGGAGCCACCAUCACUGCAGCCCAGUGCCUGCUGGAUGGCAAGUGCAAGGUAGCAAUUAACUGGCCUGGAGGGUGGCAUCAUGCAAAGAAGGAUGAAGCUUCUGGUUUCUGUUAUCUGAAUGACGCUGUCUUGGGUAUCUUGCGGCUGCGCCAGAAGUUUGACCGUGUCCUUUAUAUCGAUUUGGAUUUACAUCAUGGGGAUGGAGUUGAGGAUGCCUUUAGUUUCACUUCAAAAGUCAUGACUGUUUCUCUGCACAAAUUUUCACCAGGAUUUUUCCCAGGCACUGGUGAUGUGACAGAUGUUGGCUUGGGAAAAGGUCGCUAUUACAGCGUGAAUGUGCCCAUUCAAGAUGGCAUUCAGGAUGAAAAGUAUUAUCAGAUCUGUGAAUCAGUGCUGAAGGAGGUGUAUGCUGCCUUCAACCCCAAUGCAGUUGUGCUGCAGCUGGGGGCAGACACCAUUGCUGGAGACCCCAUGUGCUCUUUCAACAUGACACCCGAGGGAGUGGGCAAGUGCCUCAAGUAUGUCUUGCAGUGGCAGCUAGCAACUCUUGUCCUGGGAGGAGGAGGUUACAACCUUGCCAACACGGCUCGCUGCUGGACAUACUUGACUGGGGUCAUCCUUGGGAGAACACUCUCCUCUGAGAUCCCUGAUCAUGAGUUCUUCACGGAGUAUGGUCCUGAUUACGUGCUGGAGAUCACACCAAGCUGCAGACCAGACCGCAAUGAGCCACAGAGAAUUCAGGAAAUUCUGAACUCUAUCAAAGGUGAGGUGCCUCUUGGGUGGAAAUCCCUACAUGCCCCAUCCAGGAUGGGAUGCCUGCCUUGCUGCCCAAGCAAGGGCGGGGGUAAGCCAGAGCGCCGCUCCAGUUCCCUCCCUGUCUUGGGCACGUCGCUGGACCCCACCCGCCCGGGGCAGCCCGCGCCCCUCUGAGAGCGGCCGUGUCCUCGCAAACGCCGGAGAUGAGCUGUUUACAGUCCCUUCCCCGGGGCACGAAAGACCUCACGGUGGUCGCCAUCCUGCGCUGCUACCCCCUUCCGGGCCGAGGAGGUGCCGGCGGUGGGGACUCCGCCUGCUCCCCGCCUCUGUGGCCCCCCAGGCGGGUCCCAACCUCCGGGCCAGCUUGUGCCUGCAGAAGCUCCACGUCCAGAACCUCGCUGGACUCCGGAGAGCCGCAGAACGGUGCUCGUCGCUCGCCUGGGGCUUGGGGACGAAGCCGCGGGGAGCCUCCCCCUCCAGGCCUCUGACCCCGGCCUCACCGACCCGGGGGACAAGGUGCUCAUGCGCUGGUGGUGGAGCUUGGCCUCAACAGGGCGGACGAGCUGCCGGAGUUCUGGCUCGGUCACCACGAGCUCGAUUCCUCGUCGGACCUGCCGGCCGGCUCCUGAGGCUGGGGCGGGGGCGUUUCUGCCUCACCCCACCGGUGAGCAGCGUCCCGACUGCCCCAGGUGCCGGCGCUGCGGGCGCAGGGAACGCUCGGAACCCGGCCGAGUGUGGGAAGGAGCCGGGAGGAGGAGCUGAGGCCGCGCUGCCUGCCCCGAAACACUUAGGGGUUGCGGUGGGCCCGGCAGGCGUGGCUCUCAAGAUGCCCUCUAUGAAAAUCUGGAAGGAUCGUUGUUCCGUCGGGUAUGCCCCGUGUCCAUUUCGGCGAAGGACAUUGUGUGAGAGCAGCCCUUGGUGGAAGGAGUGUGGACGCCCCGCAGCUCCAGUGUGUCUUCUCGGCUUAUGAUGUUCCUAUCUUGUUGAAAUUAUACAACUUUCCUAAUUAAAAUUUCUAAUUAAUUGUUUUAAUCAGUCAUGAACAGUGUAAUUUUCCACCGUAGCCAACCACUUAGCAAGGUUUGUCAUAAGCUGCUAUUGUAGGGACACAGGUCGGGAAAAUUACUAUAACUUUGAAGUUUUGCUAAACCAACCUUGAUAGGCUUCAUUGACUAAACAUGGGAGAGAUAUGUUGCUGAAACUGGACACACAGAAUGCAGAAUUUGUAGACUAAAAGAACCAAGAGAUAAAGAAAUUAACAAGGAAAAUUCAGCAAUUGUCUUACCUGGGAAAAAGAUAAGAUAAUAACAAGAUUAAAAAUGUUGACUAAUUAGCAUGAGAAGCAAGAAAUCUGUAAUCAGUAGAAGAUAAAAUACUAAUUAAUGAAAAUAACUAUGUAUUUUAUAGCAAAUGAACAUUAAUUUCUUUGCUAAAGUGUAUGAUUAAUAAGAAGUUUUGAAAGCGUGCAUGUGUCGUGGGUGGAGCUCCCCCUGUGCACCCAGCAGUGUGAAUAAAGUACUGCUGCUCUCUAA